This is a messenger RNA of Phymastichus coffea, 1771 nucleotides long. It is a transcript of the gene drongo, whose product is annotated as arf-GAP domain and FG repeat-containing protein 1. Lineage: Eukaryota; Metazoa; Arthropoda; Insecta; Hymenoptera; Eulophidae. Gene Ontology annotation, molecular function: GTPase activator activity. The coding region runs from base 391 to 1686 and encodes 431 amino acids. The transcript has 6 exons. The record is from RefSeq and is a predicted model, not a curated record.
GCCUACGUAGCCCGUGAGUGCGUGCGUGUGUCAUAUAUAGGUAGCGUAGAGAUCGCGUGUGUGCAAAGCCAGCCAGAGGCAUUUGUAGGAAGUCGGAUCGAGGCGACGGAGAGUACUCGGACGUCAUCAGAAAGUUUGCGGCGGUGGAACAUAACAGUGCCAGCCGCGACGUAGCAGCAGCAUGACGCUGCUGCUGAGCUUAUAGUAGUUCGUUUGAGCUACUCGCUUUCCACUUUCGCGGAGGUGAAGGAGAGAGAACAGGGCCGCGGAGUCAAACAGGCGGACGGAGUAAAAGGAAAAGAACGAAGGAGCUUUCCCAGGCGAAGGCCGUAUAAUUUGCAUCUCUACCAGGCGGGGCACCCAGACGCAGACGUAUAUACGUAAUAUACAAUGGCAUCCGCUAAGAAGAAGCAGGACGAAAAGAAUCUGAAGACAUUGCGCGAGCUGGUCUCGCAGUCCGGUAACAAGGAGUGUUUCGACUGCCAGCAGCGCGGACCCACUUAUGUUAACAUGACAAUAGGCUCUUUUGUUUGCACUACCUGCUCGGGCAUGCUCCGAGGACUGACUCCGCCGCACCGCGUCAAAUCAAUCUCCAUGGCAACUUUCACGCAGGACGAAAUUGACUUUCUCAGGGAGCGCGGUAACGACUUUUGCAGAGCGAUUUGGUUGGGUCUGAUGCCACAGGACACGACGAGUGCGCAUAGUAGUUGCAAGGACGAGCAGAAGAUGAAAGACUUUAUGAGUGCAAAGUACGAAUUGAAAAGAUACUAUUUGGAUCCUGCGAUGGCCAGUCAGCUGUUGAAUCAAAAGUCACAGAGUGAAAAAGCUCAAUCAAGUACUGUGUUGCAAUCAAACUCCAAGAAUUCUACUGUUAUCAAAGCUCCUCCCACAAAGUCCAUUUCAUCACCUGUGCCUCUGUCAACGAUCAAAUCAAAGGAGACUGAACUUGUUAGCUCGAAUACUAUUGACUUUGUUGCUGAUUUCAGCAAGGUACCACCUCCUUCGCCACUCACCAUUCCACUAAAAUUACCACAGCUUGUUGCACCACCGCAACAUUCAUUUGCUAACUUUGACAAUAAUCCAAUCUUCAACUCACCUACAGCUGUUUCCAGUACUCCAGCGACAAGUCAAAUCACACCUACACUUGCUUUUGCAAAUAGUAAUGGAACUACAAAUACUCCACCCCCACCACCUGAAGAUCGUUAUGCUGCCUUAAAAGACUUGGACUGUAUGAUGAAACAAGCAAGUCUUAAAGAUGAACCAAUUUCGUCCAAAGCUCCAUGGAAUUUAAAAGAUAUUAAUAAUGUUCCAAACACAAGUUGGUCAGCUUUUGAUCAAAUGCCUUCUCCAUUUAUCUCAAAUCCUUUUGCUGGAGAUAUUUGGCAGCCAUCUGUUAAUAUACUCAAUAAUAAUUUUAAUAAUAGUAAUAACAAUUUUCAACAAAUGGAACCUACCGUUUGUAAUCCUGCUAAUCCAUUCAGGCAAACGCAAAUUCCGAUGUUCAGUAAUGACUUCAAUUGGUUCGGACACGACCCUCAAAAUGCGGAAAAUAUUUCAUCUAGUCAUUUAUCGCCUUUAUCCAACAAAUCAUGGCAACCAACUGUAACAGGAUUCAGAGCAAAUCCUUUUGUUGUUGGUUCUGGUGUUGGAGAUGUAACGCGAAACUCAAAUAAUCCUUUCUUGUGAUCCAUUGCAUUAUUUUUUGAUCAAAUUUUAAGAACAAACAUUCUACAUUGGCGUGUAGAUUUGAAAGAGAAUUUUUAUUGUAUAU